AUGCUUUGGGCUUCAAACCUCCGCCGGAUUUCAUGCCAGUUAUAUGUCUCACUGGAGGGUGUGGAUCAGGAAAAGGUUGACGCAGUAUUUAAGGAGAUGUCUGUUGAUGUGAAAUUUCAUGAUGUCGAAGGCAAGAACUAUCGAUGUGCUAUUCCCAAAUUGAACAAGGAAAUAGUGCCUGAAAAAUUGAAGGUUACAGUUAAGCCGAACAAAGUAAUCAUCACAUUGCACAAAGCUUCCAAGGGCAAUUGGAUGGAUUUGCACUUCAAAGAGGAUAAGCUAAAACCAAGUAUGGACAAAGAAAAAGAUCCCAUGGCAGGAAUAAUGGAUCUAAUGAAAAACAUGUAUGAAGAAGGUGAUGAUGAAAUGAAGAAGACCAUUGCGAAAGCGUGGACAGAUGCAAGAUCUGGCAAAGCUGCGGAUCCUAUGUCAAGCUUCCGUUGAGUGGUCUCCUAGUUGCUUGCCUGGUCCUUCUGUUAAAAUCUAAUCUGAAGUUGGCGAUAUUUUUGCUUUUCUUUUUCCUCAUGGAAGGCAAUAAAAAAAAAAAAUCUCAUCUUGAGCAAACCUGAGGCAGAUCUCAGUUGUCCACCGUUGUGGCAUUUCCCAGUAGACAGGAAGAAAUUACCUCAAAAAUGGUUCGCUUGCAUAAAAAUGAAUAAUGCACUCAACUGGGAGAAACAAUACGUCAAAAAUAAUGAAGAAAGGGUUGUUGCAGAAACGAGGAAAUAAUGAAUAAUGCACUCAACUUGGGAAUGUAAAACUGCUUCUAAGAUGCAACGAUACAUAUACUCAGAACUGAUCUAAUAUGCAGAGAUUAAACGAAUGGAUUGAGCAAGGAAAACGUAAUCCCAAUAAAUGAACAAUGACCGCUGCACAUAAUCCCGAAUACCCUACUAAGAAAAUCAAAACGCAAAUCCCCACCUCCAAAGCACCGGUAAAUCAGACAACCCAUGGCAAGAGAAACAGGGAGACAACGAAAGCAAGAGAGACGGGGAGACAACGAGGAGCAAGAAAAGAGAGACAGAGAAAAAAAAUUUGGGCGUUCCUUGGGCGGAACGACGAUGUGGCGUUGACGAACCUCCAAAUAUAUCGCAAGAGAGAAAGGGAGAAAACGAGAGCAACAGACAGAGAAAAAAAAUUUGGGCGUUUCUUGAGCAGAGGGAGACAA
Molecule: messenger RNA, 1168 nt
Organism: Nymphaea colorata (pocket water lily)
Lineage: Eukaryota; Viridiplantae; Streptophyta; Magnoliopsida; Nymphaeales; Nymphaeaceae
Exons: 4
Coding region: 1-444 (147 amino acids)
Molecular function (GO): ubiquitin protein ligase binding; tubulin binding; S100 protein binding
Source: RefSeq, a predicted model, not a curated record